GCUUCAUUCCUCACUGUCUGAAUCAAAAGCAUCACUUUUUGACACCUCUAGUUUUAUACUGACCCUGGGGGAGGUCCUGGUUUAUCCUCAAUUAAACGUAUUAUGUGGGAUUAUUUAGUCUAAAUAUCUAAGGCAAAGCAUUAGCUGUAGUACUGCUUUUUACUAGUCAGGUCCCUGAGAAAUUCCACCAGACCAGACCUUUAGAAUGUUUAAAUGACAAUGAAUAAUGUAUUCUGUGAGUAAAAUCAUCAUCCACUGUUAGAUUUGCUACUUAGUUUGAGCACAGGCAGGAAUAUAUUUGAAGACAGUGAAUGCUAAAGAAAAGAACAAAUUUUGGCACAUAAAAGUUUUCACAUGUGCUUUGGUAAUUAUGGAUACAUUGAGUAGACACAUCAGCAAGGGAGCCAUGAAGUGAGUCAGACCAACCAACUCAGACAUCACAUUUAAUUCUGUAACAAUACUACAGAAAGUUCAAUUGGAGCAGGCUUGCUGACCUCACAGGGAAACACACUAUUUAAGAUCAGGUUACCAGAUGUGCCAACAGAAUUUAGGCAGCUGCUAGCAGAGGUUACCCUGAGUGUUUUAACAGCGAGCAUUUACAGUCUAAUAGCUCAGACAGAAGAAAUGAUCGUGUUAAUUUUCUUUUUUGUCUUGCUGUGGAACGAGGCUCAAAGUUGGGGAUUCAAGAAUGGAGUACUGCAUAACUCUAUUUGGUUAGAGCGAGCAGCUGGAGUGUACCACAGGGAGGCCCGGUCUGGAAAAUAUCAGCUCACCUAUGCAGAAGCUAAAGCAGUGUGUGAAUAUGAAGGAGGACAACUAGCCACAUACCAGCAGCUGGAGGCAGCAAGAAAAAUAGGUUUCCAUGUGUGUGCAGCUGGUUGGAUGGCUAAGGGCAGAGUUGGUUAUCCCAUAGUGAAAGCUGGAUCCAGCUGUGGCUUUGGAAAAACUGGCAUUGUUGAUUAUGGGAUUCGCCUCAACAGAAGUGAGAGAUGGGAUGUCUAUUGCUACAACCCUCAUGCAAAAGAAUGUGGUGGAAUCUUCACAGAUGCAAAGCACAUCUUUAAGUCACCAGGCUACCCAAACGAGUAUGAAAAUAAACUAAUAUGCUACUGGCACAUUAGGCUAAAGUAUGGACAACGGAUUCAUCUACAGUUCCUGGAUUUUGAUAUUGAAGAUGACACUGCUUGCAUGGCUGAUUUCUUAGAAGUCUAUGAUAGCUAUGAUGAUAUCACUGGCUUUGUGGGCAGGUACUGUGGAGAUGAACUUCCAGAUGAUAUCAUCAGCACAGGAAAUCUCAUGACCUUAAAGUUUUUGUCAGAUGCCUCAGUGACAGCAGGUGGUUUUCAAAUUAAAUACGUUGCUGUAGACCCACCUUCAAAACCUAAUGAUGAGAAAAAUGCAACUUCCCAAGGAAACACAAACUUCUUGUCUGGAAAAUUUGGCAUUAUGUGAACAGACAGAUCAACAUCACAGAAAAUGCAGUUGGAAUAUAGUUAUUAAGUAGAAGUACCACUUGAGAUACCUGUUUUGUCCAAUAAGUUAUAGCUAUCAUACUAUAUUUGGGAUAGCCAGCAGCCACAGUCGCUUUUCAUCUUAUCCUUCUGACUUUUAUAAUUUCUGCUUUAUGUAACUUUUCUUAAUAAAGAAUACUGGGAAAUAAAUUAGGAAACUGUGCUUAAAUGAUAGACAAUUGUUUUCUAGAUCACAAGGAGUCAGUGAAACUAAGAACAUAAGAACGGACAUACUGAGUGAGACCAAUGGUCCAUCUAGUACAAACAGUGUCCAAUGCCAGGUGUUUCAGAGGUAAUGAACAGAACAGGUAAUCAUCAAGUGAUCCAUCCCCAGUC
Messenger RNA from Mauremys reevesii (Reeves's turtle), 1847 nucleotides. It is a transcript of the gene TNFAIP6, whose product is annotated as TNF alpha induced protein 6. The transcript is spliced from 6 exons. NCBI's taxonomy places the organism in Eukaryota, Metazoa, Chordata, Testudines, Geoemydidae. The record is from RefSeq and is a predicted model, not a curated record. Gene Ontology annotation, molecular function: hyaluronic acid binding. Gene Ontology annotation, biological process: cell adhesion; negative regulation of inflammatory response. Bases 625 to 1452 code for a protein of 275 amino acids.